This is a messenger RNA of Mercurialis annua (annual mercury), 1278 nucleotides long. RefSeq lists its product as uncharacterized. The transcript is spliced from 3 exons. Gene Ontology annotation, molecular function: zinc ion binding. The record is from RefSeq and is a predicted model, not a curated record. NCBI's taxonomy places the organism in Eukaryota, Viridiplantae, Streptophyta, Magnoliopsida, Malpighiales, Euphorbiaceae. The coding region runs from base 1 to 1278 and encodes 425 amino acids.
AUGGAGGAGUUGAUGGGUAGUUAUAGGGAAGAGUAUGGACUACUACAUGAUUAUGCUGCUGUAAUUAAGCAAACCAAUCCUGGUACAACUUGCUUUGCCAUGUCAUGUAGCACUGACAAUUUAGAAGGCAAACCCUUAUUCAGUAUGUUUUAUGUCUGCUUUGAGGCUUGUAAGAAGGGCUGGAUGGCAGGUUGUAGGAAAAUUAUAGGGAUAAAUGGUUGUUUUCUGAAAGGAAUAUGUAAGGGUCAGUUGUUAUGUGCUGCGGGGAGGGAUGGAAACAAUCAAAUGUUUCCUAUUGCUUGGGGUGUGGUUGAAUUGGAGACAAAAACAACUUGGAGCUGGUUUCUUAAAAGCCUGAUCAAUGACCUGGAACUUGGAGAUGGAGAGGGGUACACUUUUAUCUCAGUUAUGCAGAAGGGACUAGAAUCUGCUAUGGAACAGCUGCUUCCAUAUGCAGAACACAGGAGAUGUGACAGGAAGCUUGCAUUCUGGAACUGUGCCAAGAGCACAUAUGGAGGUCAAUUGAAGCAGAGGUUAGAGGUGUUAGAUGGAUUAGGUAAAGACAUUGUACAAGCUGCAUUGUCAUAUGGGAUUAGGAGAUGGUGUAAAGUGUAUUUUGACACCUCCAUCAAGUGUGAUGUGGUGGACAAUAACCUAGCUGAGACCUUCAAUGGCUGUAUUCUAGAAGCAAUAUGCAAGAGCAUUAUUACAAUGCUUGAAGAAAUCAGAGUACUAGUCAUGAAUAGAAUAUGGACUAAAAGGCAGUCUGCUGAUUCAUGGAUAAUGGGCAUUGCUCCAAGAGCUAUGGAGAAGUUGAAGAAGAACAAGACAAUGUCUCAUGAUUGGGAGAUGGAUUGGAAUGGGGAUUUUGGUUAUGAAGUCAACCGUGUUACUGACAAGGAUGACAGACACACUGUGGAUUUGGAGCUGAGUACCUGCACCUGCAGAGAAUGGGAUCUCACUGGGAUCCCAUGUUGCCAUGCUGUGUGUGCUAUUUACUCCAUCAGUGAUAACAAUAACAAGACUCACAGAAGUGACAAACCUGAGGAAUAUGUGCACCACUAUUACUCAAAAGAGACCUUUUUGAAGUCUUAUGCAUACACAAUGAUGCAUGUCCCAGGAAAGUUGCAUUGGGUUAGUUGGAGAGGAUGGAACCUCCACAGUUUAAGAAAAAGCUUGGGAGGCCUAAAAGAUGUAGAAGGAAAGACAAGGAUGAGACAAAAAAACUGGCAAGCUAGGGCAGCAGGGCAGGAAGAUGACAUGUGGUCAUUGUCGUGA